Salpingoeca rosetta is the source of this 1431-nucleotide messenger RNA. RefSeq lists its product as uncharacterized. The record is from RefSeq and is a predicted model, not a curated record. The coding region runs from base 1 to 1431 and encodes 476 amino acids. The transcript is spliced from 3 exons. NCBI's taxonomy places the organism in Eukaryota, Choanoflagellata, Craspedida, Salpingoecidae.
AUGGGAGGUGGUGAUGAUGUCGACAGCAGACCGGCCCCCAUCCAGGCAACAAGGCGCAUCCACGAAGACGAAGAAAGGAAGAAGGCAGUGAUGAUGUGGGGAAAAGGAUGCCUGCAGGCACGUGUGCUGCUUCUCCCCGCGCUUCUGGCGGCGGUGUGCUCCAUGCCGUUCAUCUGCAUUGGCAAAGUGACGAUGGUGGAGGACGAUGCGGGCGCGUUUCACAUCAACACGAGCGAUCCAAUGAGCCAAGCUGUGUUCCUGAACGGCAUGAACGUGCACGGGACGCUCAGCACGCUGGCGAGUGCUGUCUCGGCGCAGCAAAGCACGGUCAACGCACAGCAGAGCAUCAACGCUGCGCAGCAGGAUACGAUCAAUGCGCUGCACACCGCGGUUGAAACGCUGCAGAGCAAAAUCAACGCAGAGCAGAGCGACAACGCUGCACAGCAGAGCAUGGUUAAUGCGCAGCAAAGUAUUCAUGCUGGCCUGAAUAGCACCAUCAAUCUGUUGUGUCGUCUAGUCGAGCCAAAGGCGACGCAGUUUGCUCAGCUCAACUCAGUGACGUAUAAGUGGGUUGGCGGCGCAUUGGCGAACAAUGGCCUGAUCUACGCCGCACCGCACAACUCACCGACCGUGCUCAUCAUCGACCCCAGCACUGAUACUGUUGACAUGACCACAAUCUCCGGGCUUGGAACAGACAGCUACAAGUGGGCUGGUGCUCUGCUGGCACCCAACGGCCUCAUUUACAUGCUCCCUUCAGAUAGGGCCACGGUGCUGAUCAUAGACCCUGACACCAACAUCGCUGACACCACAACCAUUCACUCGCUUGGUUCCGGUGCACGCAAGUGGUACACCGGUGUGGGGGCCAGCAACGGUCUCAUCUUCGGUGUCCCAUAUUCUGCAACCUCUGUACUGGUCAUUGACCCGGAGACAAACACAGCCGACAUCACCACGCUGUCGGGGCUUUCUCGUCAGGGAUACAAAUGGUAUGGCGCUUCCUCUGUCCUCAUCAUCAAUCCAGAGACAAUGACGAUGGACCUCACCACAAUCAGUGGUUUGGGAACACACGUGAAGUGGUUUGGCGGCGUGCUGGCCCGCAAUGGCCUCAUCUACACCGUCCCAGCAUACUCUGCGACAACGCUCGUCAUCAACCCAGCCACCAACGCCAUCGAUGAGCUCAUUGUUGCAGGUGCAACAUCCGGUCGAAAGUGGGUUGGCGGUGUACUCGUGCCCAACGGCAACAUCAUUGGCAUUCCAAACGGCUCGCAGUCAAUCCUCAUCUUUGAUCCAUCCACCAACGCCACUGACACAACCACCCUCACUCAGCUCGAUGGCAGCAACAAGUGGUGGGAUGGCGUGCUCGCCAACAACGGCCUCAUCUAUGGCAUUCCACAUUCUGGAGAGACCGUGCUCGCCAUCAACCCCGGAUGCUGA